Aspergillus heteromorphus CBS 117.55 is the source of this 886-nucleotide messenger RNA. RefSeq lists its product as uncharacterized. The transcript is spliced from 2 exons. The record is from RefSeq and is a predicted model, not a curated record. Lineage: Eukaryota; Fungi; Ascomycota; Eurotiomycetes; Eurotiales; Aspergillaceae. Bases 230 to 565 code for a protein of 111 amino acids.
CAUCACCCCUCCACCUGCCACCCCUGCCGUUCCAACGAAAGCAGUGGUAUUGAAAAUCACUCAAUUGGCCUGACCACCAUAGUCGCUGGUCGAACGGUUCUUUUUCUCUCUCACCCGUUGUUGCCUUACCGUAUCCGAAAGGGAUUCUCACCCGCCACCGUCGGUCCCUUACCAUCCAGCCUGAAAACUAGGGACUCCUCGAUUGCAUCAGACCCUCCACAUAUUCACCAUGUCUGCUCGUCCAUUGUCGCAUUGCCUCCGCGCUCGCUGCCUUCCCCCCCGGGCCCAGAACAUCCAGGCUUUCUCGACCCGGAGCAACCUCCGCGGUGAUCACUAUGACCCUCCCACCGGGUAUCUCUUUGGCCUCAAGCCGGGCCAGAAGUACGUGAAGGAAGGCUGGGAGAACCUGUGGUACUACGGAUUCAUCGGCAGUCUUCUUGUCGGUGGUGUCGCAUACGUUUUUAAGCCCGAUACUUCGAUACAAACAUGGGCUCUGGAGGAGGCUCGCCGGCGGUUGGAGGCUGAGGGCAUUCUAGAAGACCCUGAUAAGGCCCAGCGCAAGUAAGGCGUUUUGGUCUGGAGGUUUCUUGUACUCUGUACAUAGAGUGGUCGGGCGUGGAAGUCAGAUUUUGUUGAGUGAUUGCACAGGUGCCAGUAGGCAUCUGAUGUCCGAUCCUAGACAGGGCUUCUAUUUCAUUUCAUUGUUCGCUUCCUUUUCCCUGCGUGUGUAUCUGUCAUGCUAUAUCCCGGUUUCUUCCAUUGACUUGUUGAACGAUUAUCAAAAGGGAGGGAAGUAAAGCCUCUUGCCUUAGAUGGAUAUAUAUGGCGAUUAUCUCAGUCACCAAUAGUAUCGGCACUGGGUAUAUGAUACCCACCGUCAAUUAAA